Messenger RNA from Amphiprion ocellaris (clown anemonefish), 2454 nucleotides. Its product is annotated as guanine nucleotide-binding protein subunit alpha-13. The record is from RefSeq and is a predicted model, not a curated record. The coding region runs from base 48 to 1181 and encodes 377 amino acids. Gene Ontology annotation, biological process: Rho protein signal transduction; adenylate cyclase-activating G protein-coupled receptor signaling pathway. NCBI's taxonomy places the organism in Eukaryota, Metazoa, Chordata, Actinopteri, Pomacentridae. Gene Ontology annotation, cellular component: brush border membrane; heterotrimeric G-protein complex. The transcript has 5 exons. Gene Ontology annotation, molecular function: guanyl nucleotide binding; G-protein beta/gamma-subunit complex binding; GTPase activity.
GCCCCGCGAACGCGCAUCAAAUUAGCAUCGAUGAAGUUUGUUGGAACAUGGCGGAUUUCCUGCCGACCAGGUCCGUGUUAAAAGUUUGUCUACCCGUCUGCCUGCUCAACAGCGGCGAAGGGGAGCAGCUCCGAAAGUCCAAGGAGAUCGACCGGGGCCUGUCCCGGGAGAAAACCUACGUGAAGCGGCUGGUGAAGAUCCUGCUGCUCGGCGCCGGAGAGAGCGGCAAGUCCACUUUCCUCAAACAAAUGCGGAUCAUCCACGGCCAGGACUUCGACCAGCAAGCCCGAGAGGACUUCAGAGCCACGAUUUACAGCAACGUUAUCAAAGGUGUUCGAGUGCUGGUGGACGCCCGGGAGAAGCUGCACAUCCCAUGGGGAGACUCGGACAACCAGCAGCAUGGCGACAGCUUGAUGGCGUUUGACACCCGGUCGGCUAAGAUGGCGAGCGGGCAGCUGGAGACGUCGGUGUUCCUGCGGUACCUGCCGGCCAUUAGAGCUCUGUGGGCCGACUCGGGGAUCCAGAACGCCUUCGACCGUCGCAGGGAGUUCCAACUGGGUGAGUCAGUGAAGUAUUUCUUGGAUAAUCUGGAUAAGCUUGGCGAGCCGGAUUAUCUUCCCAGUCAGCAGGACAUCCUGCUGGCCCGUAAACCCACCAAGGGCAUCCACGAGUACGACUUCGAGAUCAAGAAUGUCCCGUUUAAGAUGGUGGACGUGGGAGGCCAGCGGUCGGAGCGGAGGCGUUGGUUCGAGUGUUUCGACUCUGUCACUUCUAUCCUCUUCCUGGUGUCUUCCUCUGAAUACGACCAGGUGCUGAUGGAGGACCGGCAGACCAACCGCCUUCGUGAAUCCCUCAACAUCUUCGAGACCAUCGUCAACAACCGCGUCUUCGUCAACGUCUCCAUCAUCCUCUUCCUCAACAAGACGGAUCUGCUGGAGGAGAAGGUGAAAAGCGUUCCCCUUAAGGACUACUUUCCUGACUACACCGGGCCGGAGCACAGCCUUCUGGACAUCCAGACGUUCCUGGUGGAGUGCUUCCGGGCGAAGAGGCGCGAAGCCACCCAGAAGCCGCUGUACCACCACUUCACCACGGCCAUCAACACGGAGAACAUCAGGUUGGUGUUUCGGGACGUCAAGGACACCAUCCUGCACGACAACCUCAAACAGCUCAUGCUUCAAUGACCCUGGAACCUGUGAAAUAGAGGACCCGAACGGGAACAGAACCACCCCAUCGCUCCCCGAGAGGAGCCUCUGAAGAGUCCGUCAGCAACCUUCUUCAGACAUUUUUAUAUUAUUUUUUACUCUCCUCUUAGCGGUUGAAAGACCAGGAGCUGCUUUGGGUCUUGGAUAACAUCAGAUCCCUGCUGCUUCUUCCUGAGCUCUGCCUUCAGUACUCGACUCGCUGGGGCUUUAAACUCACCGGGUGUCGGUGCUGGUGCCAGUGGAAACCAGCAAAACUUUUUACAAACGAGGCGUUCGGUUUAGAAUCCAGAUAUGCAACCUGCCAAGCUACACACAGGAAAUAACCACAGUGAAAUACUUUGAAUUUGCAGAGUUAGAUGGUCAAACUGUGUCCAAGCACUGAUUUAGUCCAGAGUCACUCCUUUCCUUCUGCUGCUUUGUGAAUGUUGUUUCUCAGCCUCUUCACUCAACAGGAGGUUUUGUCAGCUUGCUAAUGAUCUGCAUAGUUUCCUCCGUCUUCCUGUCCUCGUUGGAGAUCGGCAGGUUUAAGGUGUCAGUAGGAGCCAGACUUUGCCAGAACAGCUGAAGGACAGAGGAUCAUGGAAGCACUCUGAACGGUUCAACGUUUAAAACUGGCUCCAGCACCGUGGAGAUCUGCUAAAGACUGAACCUACGAUGUCUUUCCAUUUAAUUUCCUAAUCACUGUUUAAAUUUAAAAUUAAACUCAGUCUUAGCUUCUUUAAUCAGGUAAUUGAAGUCUGAGUUUCCAAACAAAUUGUACCUUUUAUUUUUGGUCCUUAGAGGGUAAAAAGACGGCACAGGUGUGCCAGCAGGUGAACAUGCAGUCCACUGUUUUCUCAGGGUUGAAUCUAAACCGGUGUUAAUGCUGAUGUUAGUUGUUCAUGAACUGACUGAAUAAUCGAACCUUUUAUCUGGGUGGGACUCAGCCAGACCUCCAUACCAUUAGCUGGUUUAGUCCUGAACCCUCCUGGCUCUGAAUCCUGACCUUACCCAGAAUCCCCUCUUCUCUCUUUUUUAGAUGCCUUGUAAAGGGACAGACUUCCCUCCUCCUGUUUUCCUGAAUCAUGAAUGUCUGUGAAUAAAUGUACAGAGAUUUGCUCUAGAUUGUUUGAAUAUACUGUAACCCAUCAUGUGAGAAUAUCUGUAUUGGCACUGACUCCAGGCGUCUCUGAAAAGAAUAAAAAUCCUUUCAUUUUUUGUGCCGUUUAGGAUUUCCCUCAAACACAUUUUGAAUUUGUCGGGGAAAAACGUG